Messenger RNA from Linepithema humile (Argentine ant), 2254 nucleotides. RefSeq names its product adenosine deaminase 2-like. NCBI's taxonomy places the organism in Eukaryota, Metazoa, Arthropoda, Insecta, Hymenoptera, Formicidae. The record is from RefSeq and is a predicted model, not a curated record. Gene Ontology annotation, biological process: adenosine catabolic process; inosine biosynthetic process. Gene Ontology annotation, molecular function: adenosine deaminase activity.
UCGGUGGUAAGUCAUUCAGUGGAGAUCGGGCAGCCGCGACGCUCACAUCACAGAUCCGUCGAUCGCGGCAGGAUCGAGCGCAGCCCUUUAACGUUCCGUCGAGAAAGACGCGGCUGAACACGAUAGUUUGCAUCUACUCAAACAGUUUCCCACGAUCAUGACCAGAUCGAUCCUGCUCAUCUUCGUGAUCCUGAUCUGCGGCGAAGCAAUUUUCGCACUAAGAAUCUUCCCCUUCCGAAGAAUAAAGAAAAAAGAAGAGCAGCCUGACUAUUUGAGCCAACGAGAGCAACUAAUAAAGAAUGAGAGCGAUCUAUCCCUGGGCGGCAAAUUGCAGCUGAACCCCAUCGAGGUCAGGGCCAAUGAGGUCCUGAUGACAGCCAAGGAUCGCGAGAUGCACGAUGGUUUUAUCAGCGGCAACAGCUUCCUACCGUCACAAAACUUCAUGGACGUGAUAUCGAAGAUCGAAAACUCCACAGUGUACAAAAUCCUGCGUGAUCUUCCCAAAGGCGCGAUUCUCCACGCCCACGACACCGCCAUCGUCUCGCUCGACUACAAACUCUACAAUCUGACGUAUCGCGAGAACCUGUACAUGUGUUACGCGAACGGCAGUCUGCAGCUGAAAUUUUUCAACACUCCCGACGACAAAUGCGAGUGGCGGUUGUUGAGCGAGGUGCGACAGGAUCCUGUUCAGGCAGACGCGAUCAACGAAAGGAUCAGGAAGAGUCUGACCAUGAUCACGGACAAUCCGAGUACCAAAUACGACACCGUCAACAAGGCGUGGAACAAGUUCAACAGCAUCUUCGUGUUCAUGAAAUCCUGGCUGACCUACCGACCCAUCUACGAGGAUCACCUUUAUCGCGGUCUCCAGGAGUUCUACGAUGACAACGUGAUGUACUUGGAGUUACGAACGACGCUAUCGUCGUUGUAUGAUUUCAACAAUACGGUAUACGGACCGAUCGAAAUUGCGCAGGUUCACAAGGAAGUCGCCGACAGGUUUUCAAGGGACCAUCCCGACUUUAUCGGUGUUAAACUCAUAUACGCACCGUUUCGAGGUGUUGAUGGAGGAACGGUGGACUAUUACCUGCAAACGAUGGCAAAAUUGAAGAAAUUGUUUCCGGACUUCGUGGUUGGUUUUGAUCUGGUUGGCCAGGAAGACAAGGGCCGACCGCUCAUCGAGUUCGCGGACAAAUUAAAUACCGCUAGUCCGGGAAUUCAGUUCUUCUUUCACGCCGGGGAAACCAAUUGGAACGGACAGCCCACCGAUUUGAACCUCUUCGACGCUUUCUUGCUCAACACCAAACGUAUCGGCCAUGGAUACGCGUUGACGAAGCAUCCACUUCUACUGAAACUCGCGCGGCAGCGGAAGAUCGCGAUAGAAAUUUGUCCUAUCUCGAACCAGGUUCUCGGUCUCGUGAAGGACAUGCGGAAUCAUCCGGCUACUAAUCUGUUCGCGUCGGGAUCGCCCGUGGUGGUCUCGAACGACGAUCCCGGUCUCUGGGGCGCCAGCGGGCUGACCUCCGAUUUUUACGAGGCCUUCAUGGGUCUCAUGAGCGCCAGCUCGGAUCUCAGGAGUCUCAAGCAGCUGGCGAAGAAUUCGCUGAUCUACAGCAGCUUGAACGACUCGGAGAAGCAGAAUGCACUGGCCCAGUGGAAGGACAGAUGGAACGCUUGGGUAGCCAAGCUAGCCAAAUUGUCGCCUAAUGGAUCGGAAUAGCGAGAGCGAGCAGUUCUCGUUCCUUGACUGCAUCAUCGAUACAUAAUCAAUGAUCAUAGAAAAUAUUUGUUUCUCCGGAAUACCUGAGCUUCUUUCAUUUCUUCAGUACAUUAAGCUACUUUUUAGAUCUAUAAAACUACGUUUUAUUGUACAGAAUUUUUGUUAGAAAUUUUUACAUGCAAUCUCUCUGCUACCUCGUCGUGUUUCUUAACAACGUGUUCAGCACGGAAACAGUUUUUAUAAUUGUUCAAUCAAUUAUGGACAAUUAUGAUCUUUUGAGAAAAUAUUACGCUGUAUCUUACGUUACGUAAUAAGAUACAAAAAAAUAAAUGUUAUUUUGUUCACUACGCAUGACGUCAAUAUUGAUUAAUUCGACGCCUGUUGCAGGAGAUUAUAAGCUGAGUAAGAGGUUCUACAAAUCUGAAAUAAAAUCGAUGCAUCAUUGUCAUAUGUCUAAGAGAUAUUAUCUGUAUUUAUGUUAAUUGGCUUCUAUAAUUGUCUAGAAAAAUACUGUAAUAACAGGAAUCAUGUGCGCGUUCA